AGACGGUACAUGUAUAUUUUUGGCAGACGUCCGACGUUGUUCGUCGAUGGGCGUUCGCGAGUGGGGAUCUCGUCGACGGAUACCAUGGGACUCUACCGACAUAACCGUGAGAAUUAAGUCGGAUCCGUAAUACCGUAAUCCGCGUAUUCCGUGUAAUAUCGAUAAUAGGAUCUUGAUACAAAAGAGUAAGCUGUGAUAUGGAUACAUGCGAGUGUUAGUACAGUCCCAUUUAAGAAUUACAUAAUGUAUAUGCAUGAGUCACGAUUUGUCACAAGUGUGAUGAAACGGGGGCCGCGACAAUGAGGAAAGGGAAGAACGUGCAAACGUCAAAGUCGUACUACAGCGUGGAGUCCCUCGUUGCUUUCCGCCGUUACGAUAAAUAAACAGCUACUUUGUAUCAUACAAUCGCACUCGGAAUUGGGGGAAAUCUCUGUACAUCAAGCACAUUUAUAUCUCGUUACAAACGCGAUUAGUUAUUAUCCCUUCCGAUGUCGAUCGUACGAUGCGCUGCCAUUAGAAAUCUCGCAAAGGCUCUUGCAGGAAAUUCCAAGAAGCUCUCUACGAUGAACAAAGGACAUUCUCUUUGAACGUUACUGAUACAUGGUGUGGUGUGGUGAUCAUCGUGCAUGAGCAAUGAUACAAUUAAAUCUUCUCGUGUCUAUGGAUGACAUUUCGUAGCUACUGGAGCAUUUAUAUCCUUUUUAGCCAAAGAUUACUUAUUUAUUAGAAGCUUUUUCGACACUGUAAAAUGCCAGCACCACCGCCACCUCUUUCAAACCUAUCGGAAGCACCCAUGUGUGAAAAAACAGAAGUCACUGAUACUGAUUCUCUGCCCCCUUGGGCUAAAAUCACCCUUACGUCCACUGAAGCCGAAAUUGAAAAAUUAAUCUCUCGAAACGAGUUGAAAGACGCAGAAGUGACUUACUUCUGUCAAGUGGAACCGAUUCUUCAAGAUGGACCACAAUGUGGUUUAGUAGCACUUGCAAUGGCAUCACAGGAAUAUACAAAACCGGUCUCUGUGAGCCAGCUUCUUGCCGAAGCUCGCGUUCGAGGAUUUACGCAACACGGAGAGGUGUACAGCGUUGACUUCAUGGGGACGCUAGCUGCCGAAUAUCUACCUGAUCACAGGCCAGACAUUCUGAUAGAUCUACAACAGUGCCCGGAUACGUUGACUCAUGCUUUGGCCCAUGGAGCAAUGGUGCUGAUACCAUAUGAUUCUGAUUUCAAUCACGCUCCGUGUUUAAAAAGAGGUCAUAAAGCACACUGGGCUCUGCUUGUGGGCCUAAUCUCUUCUAGGCAAGGAUAUCACGUUCUGGCACGUCAUGGCAAAUCGCGUCAUUUGGCUUGUUGGCCGUUACGCGAUUUGAUUGAAAGUAACGGCAACUUGGAGGAAGAAGGUACAGCGAGACACGCAGGGGGAUACGUCAUACCAAAGGGUGGUGUCGGAGGCCAAAAAGGAUUACGUGGAAGAGCAUUGGCAUUACAUCCGUACAUAUAAAGUCGCGUCAAAGAGAAAAUUGUAGGUAAUUGAUAUCACGCUAAAAAGAGGAAAUUUACCGAAAAAAACGUUAGCUCUGUAUCUGCAUUAUGAUACGUGGCAUACAUCCGGAACAAAACAUUUGCACAUACACGCAGCUUCCACGAGAAUCAACUAAUAGUUAUGUGUAAUAUGUAGCGCUUUAAUUAAUAAGUAUAUUUGAAUUUGUACGAGAUAUUUCACGCAACGUAAAAGUCAUUAUAUAUCUACCAAAACAUUUUUGGCAAAUCGGAAAUGCGACUUGAAAUGGCAUUAUUUUUACCUUACUCGAAUUAUAUAGUCUAAAUAAAGAAUUCCGGCAGGCCAAAAUACUUGUGCACGCAAUCAAAUACAGAUGAUUGUCUUGUUAGUGUUACGUCUUUAUCAAAUUGAGACACAAAGGUGUAGGCAUGCAUGAUAAAGCGGAAACACGUAAAGCUAUCUCAAUAAGCAAACAUAUACGUAUGUAUACUAAUAAGUCGUUAUCCAAAGUCAUCAUUUAAAUGAGAAGAUGUAAGUAUAUUUCUUUAGAUAGAGUAUAUGUAGAUUUUCGAUGAUAAUUGUCGUUUUAUGUUGGUGCAAUAAAUAAAGAGUAAAUCUAUUCUAACGAUUUCGCAAGUACAUUUUAGGCGAUAAUAAAUUAACACUGGCACGCUGUAUCGGCUUUGAUUGAUACACGUAGCUUUUAAGGAUAUGUCAUAUACAGCGUGUUUUGUUUAAGCGUUAACGUAUAAUUGUGUCUUUAAAGAUGUGUGUCCAGUUACAAAGAGAAAUAUGUUUAAACAAAAAUUAUUUUAUUUUCAAGUGCCUAUAUAUAAUGAUCUAUAUUUAGAAUCAUUCAAUUUUCUAUAUAUAUGUAUACAUUGUAAAAUUAUUGGGAGGAAUCGCA
Molecule: messenger RNA, 2405 nt
Organism: Ooceraea biroi (clonal raider ant)
Lineage: Eukaryota; Metazoa; Arthropoda; Insecta; Hymenoptera; Formicidae
Product: UPF0692 protein CG33108
Source: RefSeq, a predicted model, not a curated record